Molecule: messenger RNA, 3570 nt
Organism: Arctia plantaginis
Lineage: Eukaryota; Metazoa; Arthropoda; Insecta; Lepidoptera; Erebidae
Source: the annotation of a GenBank genome assembly
AUGUUCAAAAGACCAAAACCAGGAGAAGAUGAGGAGGAUCUUCUUCACAUGCAGGAAGAAUUUCUCAGGGAGAAGGAAAAAAAUAAUAUACAGCCCGCAGCAGCAGUUACGAAUUUACGUCCGGAUAUAAAACGACCGAAUACCGACUCAGGUAAUCGGAAACCUUCAAAAUAUGCUAGGUCUAAAGGUCUUACCUAUCAUUCGGAAACGCAAGGUAAUACAAGUUCGGUCAUGGGAAAUAUUUUAGAAAAAAAUUACGAUGCUGAUCCCCCAGUAUCACUCUCGGAAGGUGACGAUGACUAUGUAUACUUUCCUAAAGUUAUUCCAUCAUUAUUAGGUGAAAUAGUCGAAAAGAAUAUUCCAGAUUUUGUAGACUUUGGCACUAGAGUUAUGCCUGCUCAAGGAUUCCCUGAAGCUACAAAAUUUGAAACAUCUGAAUCUAAGAUUCAGAAAACUGCUGAUAAAGAAGAAAGUACAAAAAUGGAUGUGGAUACAUCCAACAUUAAUUUGCCAACAAAAAGCAUUAUGGUAUCAUCAACCGAUGCGAGUGACAUCUCUAAAGAAAACACAAAAGUACUUAAGGACAUGUCUGAAAAAGAGAUUUUAGAAGAGCAAAAAAAAUUACUUUCAACCCUGGACCCUAAGCUUAUACAGUAUAUAAAAUCCAAAAGACAGUCAGGACAAAAUUCAAAUAAAGAACAGAAACCAAAAAAAGAAGUAACAUUUGACACACAAAAUGCACCAAAUAAAAAUAUAGACGAGCAAAUGGAUACUGAAAUAAUUGUAGAAGAUGAUAGUCUAUGGGACAAUGAUAUUUUAUCACAUCCUCAAGUUAACAAAUGGCUGCAUUUUGAUUCACUCGAAAAGGAUAAAUUAGAGUGGAUCAAAGGCAUACAAGUAAGCAAAACCAUCAAAGCUGAUGAACCUUAUGAAGCACGAUUUGAUUUUAGAGGAUACCUCUUGCCAUACACUAUGGAGUACAACGAACAGACUAAGACUUUAUUCCACCAUGGUGAUGAACCCCAUCGGCCAGGUUAUUCUAUAACUGAAUUGAUUGAACUAACUCGGUCAACUGUUACUCAACAAAAAGUCAUGGCGUUGAACACAAUUGCUGGUAUCCUAGAAUACUACAGUGCUGGUACAUACAAAAACAUUAUAGAAAUACCAUUGAGCAAAUUAUUUUUCAUCAUUAGAAUAGCCAUGGAUGAGAAUAAAAUUAUUGUUUUAGAACCUGCUUUAAAGGCAAUGAGGAACUUGAUAUACAAUAGGAUAGAUGAGGCUAGCCUUGAUGCAUUAAUAGGUUUCGAGGAAGGCACCAUACAGCCUUGUCUUGAAAAUGAUAAGUCGGAAAUGGAAGAGUUAGAGUCUAAAGAAUCUGAAUUUAAUGACUUCCAUUUAGCAGAGAUUGACAUUAUAACUGCACUCUUAAGAACAGAAGUUCUUCAAAGGAUGUUCUAUAUUCUAGAUACCAUAAGACCUAGUUUUAACUGUGUUCAAUAUUGUUUGCAAAUAUUAACACGACUAGCUCGGGAUUCAUUUGAAACUGCACAAAAAAUAAUUGAAAUGGAAUAUUUAAUGAACACUAUAAUCAAGAACUUUCUUCCAAUUAAUUCUAUUAACUUUGUGUUUGAACCACAAAUUGUGUAUAAAAGAAAGCCAAUAUUAGCUGCGUUGAAGCUUAUCAGAAUAUUAUCACUGCAAACUGGUGAUAUUACACAUGUUUUGCUGAAUAAAUAUGGUAUUUUAAAACCAAUUUCUGAAUACAUAAGUUCUAAAGUAGACCGUUCCUAUGGGUUAAAGAUUCAGAUUGAAGCUUAUUGUGUAUUAUCCAAUUUCUUACAUUUUGGCCUUGGGAUUGAAACAGCAAUAUCUCUGAGUCCUGUCAUUAUGACAACAUUCUACAAUCAUGUUGAAACCACUGAUAUUUUUACAAAUUCAUCCAUUUUAUCUGCAACACAUGCCGCAGUGGUGUUACAGCUUUUGAGUAGACUUUUACAUUGUAACUUACAAGGAUUCCAUUCGCAUAAAACGCAGAUGUAUCCCUUAGUCAAGGAUGGUGUUCAGAAGUGGACUAGACAGCUAUGUUACGCUGAUGAUUAUACCUGUGGACAUUUACGACUACUUUGCUCUGCAUUAGACUUAUGUAAAACAGUCAUAAUGGUUGAAUGCUUGCCAAUGAAAGUUUUAAAUGACUCUCUGAUAUUAUUAUUCCAAUCUCAAGGUUUUGAAAGAGUCAUCAGGAACCUCAUACUCAGCUCAAAUUUACUGUCAGGCUUGGACAGUAAAGAUUUAAUGUUCACAAAAAAUUUGAUGAGCCUUGGAGGCUCUGCAAUAGACACAUCGCAAAAAGUUCUCCCAGUCCUAAAUAUUUUAUCACCAGUACCGUUUUUGGCGUCUUUAUCGAGCUUGCUGACUUACAUGAAUGAAAAAGAUAUUUCUGAGUCAUUUUUAAGGCAUAUGUUGCUAUAUCUAAAUGAGUUGGGUAAAAGAGUGCCAAGCCUCUGUGAUAAUUGGUUUACUAGGAUGGAAACUAAUUUAGUCAUUAAUAUCAUUAAGCUUUCAACAAGAUUUAAUAUGUCGGAAGGAAGCAAAGACCUGCUUUAUUCUGUGGCAAACAAAUUGUGUUAUAUCUUGAGAAUGGACAAGAAACAUGACCUGUAUUUUCUAUUUAAUAAUAUCGUUUUCAAUAAACAUUGGUUCACAGCAGAAAGGCUCUUAAAUCUCGUGACAGUAUCGGAUCCUGAAAGUUUCAGUAAAGCUCUAACAUCGAUCGAAAAUAUAAAAAUGUGUUAUCGCAAAGUAGUGAAUAUGAACUACAGAGAAACAGGGCCCAACAUUUUGUUAAAGUGUUGGCGAGAACCCAUUUUGCCGCGGGAUUGGAUUUAUAUGCCGAUUUUAACACUUUAUACUAGGCAUCAAGACGCAAGUAAUAUUCCUAAGCUUGUAGGAGAACAUGCUAAGAAAAUCGCUGAGAGAGUUGCAGCAGAGAGAGAAUUUAUAGUUAUUAGCAGUCUAGAGUGGAUAUUGUUCAAUGAAUUAUGUUUCCCAGAACUUCUGAAAGAUAUUGACGUUACAGACAGAUUUUGUCGUAUCAUGUGUGUAUUUCUUAGCGACAAUUCUUUGUUUCUGGAGCCUAGAGUAAAGAUUUUGUUACAAAAAUGCUCUGAGGCUUUAUUUAAAAAGAAAUCUAAGUUCAAUUUCGAUAAACCAUUGGUUGGUUUGCAUAAUUUUCAAGACUUUUAUACUCAGUUCUUGGAGCAAUUCCAGGCUGUAAGUUACGGGGAUUGUACAUUUGCUGCAUGUGUUUUAGUGCCGUUAGCUCAGAAGCAUAAUGUGAAAUGGAGAAAACUGCUGUGGUCAGAGUAUGCAGGAUGUCUAAGGGCUCUUGAUUGUCCAGAAAGCAUGCUAUGCUAUGACAUGAAUGAAUAUUUAUAUCCAGAAGAGACAGAUGAAUCUCUAAUAAAAUCAUACUUACAAGCGAUUUCUACUAAUUUACUGCGACCAGACACGAUUGCUUACAAAAUAGCAUACCAUCAUGUUCAAAGUUAUAAAAAGAGAAUAUGUACAUAA